This is a messenger RNA of Scomber scombrus (Atlantic mackerel), 1863 nucleotides long. RefSeq names its product SDE2 telomere maintenance homolog (S. pombe) (gene sde2). The transcript has 7 exons. NCBI's taxonomy places the organism in Eukaryota, Metazoa, Chordata, Actinopteri, Scombriformes, Scombridae. Bases 31 to 1530 code for a protein of 499 amino acids. Gene Ontology annotation, cellular component: nucleus. The record is from RefSeq and is a predicted model, not a curated record.
GUGAGCAGCGAGGCGGAAGAAGAAGACAACAUGGAGGUGUUUAUCUCCUCUCACAGCUUAAAGUUCAAUAAAGUUCAGUUUGCAGACGGAGCUUCAGUCACUGAUGUUCUGCUCAGGUACACUGAGGGACAGGGUUUGUCCUCGGAGGACUUCUACGUCCUCAGAGACGGUCGGCUGUCAGACCUUCAGGAUCCUCUGCAGCAUGGAGCCGUCUAUCGCCUGGAGCCGCGGCUCAGGGGAGGGAAAGGAGGGUUCGGCUCCAUGCUGCGAGCUCUCGGCGCUCAGAUCGAGAAGACGACGAAUCGUGAAGCCUGCAGAGAUCUGAGCGGCCGUCGCCUCCGAGACGUCAACCACGAGAAAGAGAUGGCGGAGUGGCUGAAGAAGCAGGCGGAGCGCGAGGCGGAGAAGGAGCAGCGCCGUCUGGAGCGGCUGCAGAGGAAACUGGCCGAACCCAAACACCAGUUCACCGACACCGAGUACCAGCGGCAGUGUCACGACCUGUCGGAGCGGCUCGAGGACUCUGUGCUCAAAGGUCUCCAGGUGUCCUGCAGCUCUCAGGUGAAGGUGGACGAAGUCUCCGCAGUAAAGAGACGGAGCUCAGACGACAGCGAGCAGCCGGAGCAGAAGAAGAAGAAGAAGACGGCGGCGGCAGCGUGUUUCUGGACGGGCGUGGGCGACCUGCCAAGCUCAGAGGAGGAAGAUGACAAGGAGGAAGAUGAGGACGAGUCUCCGUCCACGUCCUCCAGCUGUGGAGCGGCUGCUGCUGUCGCCAUGACGACACAGGCGAAGGAUGAUGACGCUCCCUCCACGUCCUCCAGCUGUGGAGCGGCUGCUGCUGUCGCCAUGACGACACAGAUGAAGGAUGACGACUCUCCAUCCUCGUCUUCCUCCAGCUGUGGAGUGGCUGCUGCUGCCAUGACGACGCAGGCGAAGGAUGACGACUCUCCAUCCUCGUCCUCCUCCAGCUGUGGAGCGGCUGCUGCUGUCACCAUGACGACACAGGCGAAGGAUGAUGACGCUCCCUCCACGUCCUCCAGCUGUGGAGCGGCUGUCGCCAUGACAACACAGACAAAGGUUGACAACUCUCCGUCCACCUCCUCCAGUUGUGGAGCGUCUGCUGUUGUCGCCAUGACGACACAGACGAAGGAUGACGACUCUCCAUCCUCGUCCUCCAGCUGUGGGCCGGCUGCUGCUGUUGCCAUGACGACACAGACGGAGGCGGAGGACUCUCCUUCCUCCAGCUGCUCCACGUCCACCAGAACCUCAGAGACCAGCUGCUCUCAGCAGCCUCAGCGUGUCUCUGCGGCGGUGGCUUCGUCCUCGGUGGUGGACGUUGCCUCGGCGGCGUCGGCUGAGCAGCUGGAGUCUCUGGGUCUGGACGUCCUGAAGGAGGAACUGAUGUCUCGAGGGUUGAAGUGCGGGGGAACGCUGUCGGAGCGCGCCGCCCGGCUGUUCUCGGUGCGCGGUCUAACCGCGGCGCAGAUCAACCCGGCGCUGCUCGCCAAACCCGCCAAAACCAAGAGGAAGUGAAGAGGUCAAAGGUCGAGGAGGUUUCCGGAUUAAAGGGACAGACCGACAUUUAGUUUGAAUCUGUUUUUAUUUUUUCUGUUUUCAGUUAGACAGGAAGUGGAACAUGUAGUGAUUCUGGGUCUGUCCAAUCAGUUUCUCUCUGCCGGUGUUUGAUGAUGUAUCGUCCAAUCAGACGCAGCUCUUUGUUUUUAACCUUUUUUAUGUUAGAUUUAAGUUUCCGACUGUUUGAACUGAUUAAUUAAACUUUCUGUUUCACAUCGAUUUUAUUGAUUAUUGAAACAUGAUCAAUAUUCUGUACAUUCAUCUUUAAACAAUAAAAGUUCAUAGUUCAAA